Molecule: messenger RNA, 5692 nt
Organism: Pomacea canaliculata
Lineage: Eukaryota; Metazoa; Mollusca; Gastropoda; Architaenioglossa; Ampullariidae
Exons: 20
Coding region: 366-4649 (1427 amino acids)
Source: RefSeq, a predicted model, not a curated record
UAUCAUCAAACAUCACCAUCCAACACAUUCUAUUAGAGAUUUCACACGAAGCAACAUUUUAUUACAAGUUUCAUUAGCUGAUUUAGUCACAGUUGAAUCUGUUUCUCAUCUGUUUUAACAUCACGCUGUGGUGCAACUAAUCUCUACUUAUGGACCAGCUUAUAUUUCCGUGGUAGAGUGGAUUAAGAAAGCACAACGCUCCGUGCACGAUGUUUUCGCGCAAUGUCUGUAAUAUUAAUCGCCUCGGAAGAGAAAUUCGCUUCCGGCACUUGAAGGGAGUGUCGAUGUUAUAGUCUGUCGUGGCAAAUGAAUACAUUUUGCACAAGUUCUUCAACAGCUGUGACGCAUUCCUGUCCUUCUCCUUGAUGAAUGCCACACAAAUGAUUGCCACUUGUUUUUCAAAUCAGUACCUGUGGCCUCUACUGUGGAAGCAGCUCUCUUUUAUCUUCAUUCUCUUUAGUUUAUCAAGUGCGCAAGAUAACAGCUCAACAUGUGAUGCUCCAUGGGUGGAACCAUUGGCCAAUACAUCAGUCACUUGCCACUUUUCCAAAAAUGUUAAUGAGACAAGUAGUUUCUUUUAUGUCGAGUUUGAGAGUGAUGACAUGGGGAGGAAAGCAGACAUUUUGGACUGUGGAUGGUCGUCAGGAAAGAUGGACUGUUCUAUUUACAGACCUGGAUACAAAUACGAUAGCACAACACAUGUGUCUAACAAAUUCUCCUUGGAGAUUUUACGAGCUUCUGCAGAACACAUUGGAACUUACAGAUGUAAUGUUGCUGACGUAGACUCUAAAAAUAUCAAGCCAUGUGAAUUUAGGGUAAAAGUAGGUGGAAAACCUUUUACUGUUUCAGUCGAGAAAACAGUGUGUGUAAUUUCAUCAAAAAAGACAAGGACAUCACUAACAUGUUACUACCCAGAAGACCUCAACAAGACAAGAACAAACUUUACUAUCUACCAUUACCCCAGAACUGGCUUAAAAGAAGUCAUUGUGGCUUGUGAAUGGAAGAGAAACAACUUGACUUGUAACACCACCCAUGGCUAUGAGUUUGAUAACAGAGUGUCCGACUAUCUCACUCUCAAGAUCCCUAUGGCCUUGGAGAGUCAAGAAGGGGCGUACAGCUGUCACAUUUCGGGUGCUCGGUCUCUGCAUUAUGACCUCUGCACCGUCACACCUGAGAAAACAAUGACCUCAACUUGCCAGAUCCCAAGUGUUGAAGAGGCCGAGCCUACAACACUGACAUGUAGAUUCAUUGUUGAUGUAAACAUGACUAAAAGGAACUUCGCAGUGGUCCAUUAUAGUAAUACAGACAGAAAAGCUGCAGAAAUCGCAAAUUGCACCUGGCUAGGUGCUCAUCUGGACUGUACCACAGCUGACGGAUACCAUUUUAACAACACUGCUAUGGAUCAUGUUGUCAUUAGAGUACCACAGGCAUCACACAAUCACAGUGGGACGUAUGUUUGUCACAUAAUGGGUGUUGUUGACAGCAGUUUUGAGCCGUGUGAAUUUAUCAUCAUGCCAGCAACAACCUCUUCUUGCAAUAUUUCAAGUGUCCAAACUAUGGAAGCAAUGACACUGACAUGUACAUUUAAUGUUGAUAUCAACAUGACAAGAAGGAACUUUGCUGUGGUCCAUCGUGGUGUUGAAGAUGGCAAAGGGGCUGACGUACUAAACUGCACCUGGAUGAAUGAACAGCUGAAUUGUACCACAGCCCCAGGAUACAAGUUCAACAAAAUAGUAACAAAUCACUUCAGCAUGAAAAUACCACAAAUUUCCAAAGAAAACAGGGGAAUAUAUGCUUGCCAUGUUCUGGGUGCUAGAAGCAAUGGAUCUGAAACAUGCAAAUUUAUUUCUUCAUCUGAAGGAUAUACAGAUAAAUUCUUCCUAAAUUGGUUUAUAAUAGCUGCUGGUGCCAUCGCCAUGUGCCUCCUUCUGAGUCUGAUCCCUGUAAUUGUUAUCCUGAGAAAGAAGAAUACUUCGCGUAUAAAUGAAAGAAACACGUUGCACAAUGAUCCUACUGACACCUUUGAACUUCAUAUCAGAUCACACGAGGAAGAAGGAGCUGUCAAUGAAAGAACUCCAAUGUUGCAAGAUGGAGAUGGUGGAAGGGAUCAAGAAACUUGUGGAAGUCCUGUUGAUGAGUACACCAAUCAAAACGCGUCCCAAGAACAAGACGUUCUUAGUAGUCAGUCGUUAAUGCAGUCAGUAGAUGGAGUAAUGAAUCAUCAGACAUCUCCACAAAGUGGCUCUCUUGAUGAGGACACGCAAUCAAAUAGAGAUAUAACAGGAAAUAAUAAUACACAAGACGGUAGACACUCACCAGUUCAGACAGAUGCACAUGAAGAAGAAGGGAAUCAGACAUCUCUACAAAGUGGCUCUCUUGGCACGCAACCACCAGCUAAUGAAGACUGUACGACAUCUUUAAAUAAAGGAGCUCGUGAGAAAAUAAUGUUAGUGACUUCACAAAAGAAGAAAAAAGGACGCCGAAAGGAAAAUGCCACAACCGAUGAAUCUUCGUUGCCUUUCUCAGAUACAGACGCUGCUCUUGUUGCUUCGAAACUUACCAAGAUCAAGAAGAAUCCUGAAAACAAGGAAAUCAAAUUUCUCCACAAAUCCUGGCUCCAGUGGGUUGAGGCCACGUUCCCUGAUCUCGAUUCUCGCGCCUACUUCCUGCCUCCUGUCUACUUCAACCGCGUGCCCAUGGCCGUACUGUCCAUUGUUGGUCAAGAUGUACUGAUGCUUCAGUCAAAAACUCCUACUGCAGCUGCUGCUGCAGUUGCUGCUGUUGCUCAGAUGUCGUUUCGCGUUCAGGACAGUGACGUAAGAGACGAUGCAGCCAGGCAGCGGGUGCUUUUCUGUUUGCAAGAAAUGUUUAAAUUGAGCAGAGAAGGUUUGUUUGCAAUAAGUCAGCUUCGUUUCGAAGAUUACCUAAGUGACCCUCCUUACGCUGCCAAGGCUGCCCAGAUACCUUUACCGCACAAAAAGGGAGUCUUUGGCAUUCUUCUAGUCCAUCAACAUUACGGCGUCGUUGUCUGCGAAGUGAAAUCGUUGGGCCUUAAUUUCUCUUACAAUGACAUAAACAAUCAGAUCAAGAAAAAACUUCAACAGUGUGUGUCACAGCUGGACAAGGCGGAGGCCAUGUUGUCUCACCUGGUGUCCGACAUCGCUCCCGGUCUGCGCAUCACUAAGACCAUCGCUUUCCCCAACCUCACGACUCAGCAGGUGCAACAGGCCAUACUUAACGACGACAAGCUGAAUCAGGAACUGAGUACAUGUCUGAGAACAACAGAUCGCAACAAUGUCGCUGGCCUUUUCCUCACAUCUGAUCAGUUGUCUAAUUCCACGACACCGUGGGAUGUCAGUAGCGACGUGAUGAAGAAACUUGAGAACUGGUGGCAGCAUCGUGUAACGGCUGAUGGACAUGACAGUCACAUGUCCAGUGACAUUUACAAGAAACUGAUGACCAGAUUCUGUGGUCCAGCCACUAACGUGACAGUACAAUAUACAUCUAGUAUUCGCCACUGUGUCAAGACCCUGGGUCAGGCCGUAUGGUGGACAGGAGAGCGCAAUACUGCUGCAAUAACCCUCUUCCCGGAGCAAGUUCAGCUGCUUAGCGAAAGAUCUUCAAGACUCUUUGUGGCAGGGCCACCUGGUACAGGUAAAACCGUGGUCCUGCAGCUGAAGGGUGUGGAAUGGUUGCAAUGCGGUGACGUGUACAUUGUGAGUACGUGGGUGAGUAGCCGUGCUGCGUGUACUUUGCUGCACGAUCAACUGCUGAAGCAUGCUUCUUCAGACUCUAAAGUCAUCCUCAAGCAGUAUAACUUUAAAUCUGGAACAGACGUGGAGAAUGCAGUAAAAGAACUGUCAGAGGCGACAGAUCGAAAACCCCUGAUGGUCAUCGCUGAUGAAGUUGGACCUGAUGGGUCAGGGUUUAAGACUUUUUGUGAACAGCUACAGGAUAAACUUCCCCAUCUUCAUCUCUGGGCAGCAAGUUGUUAUCACGGAUACUCACCGCAAGGGUGGCCAGUGGAAUAUUUAACCAAAUCCCUCCGCUGCCCGCCGGCCGUCGUCAGGGAAGUGAAGCAGGCGAGUGAGAUAGAGAGGGGCAAUGUUCUGGGGUACAGUGAGCGAUGUGUGCCCGACCACACAGACGGCCCGCCAGUCAAGCGACUGUAUCACAGAGGACAGGGUCACUCAGGUGACUUGCCAGUUGACUGUGGCAAGUGCGGUGAGGAGGUGGCCAGCUUCCUACACAGUCUACAAGUUGGAGUUGUUCAAACAACCUCAAAUACCACCGCCAUCUUCUCCAGUGGCAGUGCGGCACCACUUGCUCUGAAAUGGAGUGAUGUGCUGGUGCUGUAUCAUGAUGCUGUUAGUGAAAACGCUGGUGUAGUGACGGCACUCAGAUCAUCAGGUAUUCCAGUGCAGGUGAAGAGAAUGAUGAAGGACGAUGACAUCAAGGACCUAGCCUUGGCUCACAGGGAUGUGGUGUGGGUGCUUGGUGGAUAUCACGUUCAUGGAUUGGAGAGAAAGGUUGUUGUCUGCCUGGACCCAGAAGCCUCUUGCGAUAAUCCUACCAUGGAUGUUGGAUUUAGACUGCAUUACAUGUCCAGAUGUACAUCUCAGCUUGUGAUUGUCUCCUCUGGUGACUAGCUACGGAAACAUGAAUCACUGUUUCACAGCUGUCAACUCAUAUAUUUUUGUGUCUUGUGAGAUCUGUGAGCUGGUCCAUAUUUCACUAAUCCAGCUACAACUAAUAUUAUAGCAAAUCCUACCUAUUUAAAAUAAUAUUUCUCCUGGCAUCCACUUCAGUCUGUGGCAAACAUACAAGAUCAUGCAAUUUGCACAUAUAAAACGGCAUAAAUACAUUGUUUUUUGGUUGUCAGUAUUUUAUAAAAAAACACGCAAAUUACAUCUAGUUAAUGGACAUACUCACUUUAAGUCUUGUCCAGUCCCUACAAUAUAUAUAUGUAAGCACACAAAUAUGUUGCUUAAAAGGGAUUAAUAGACAGAUAAACACAGCCAACAAAAUAUUUUUACGACAAUCUACACCUUUUACUGGUCAGAGAUUACAUUUUAAAGAAUCACGUGACCUGUGCGCCAGUGUCUUAACUUUUUUCCCUCCACCCACAAAGCACGUUGACGACCGAGUCAUGAAGAAUAUUAAGUGUACAGCCAACAACAUAUUUUUAUAACAAUCUACACUUUUUUCAUGGGAAUUUUGCAAUUGACAGCGUUUGUGCCUAAGUGUCACACCGUAAGUUCAAGACAUUUUGAAUUUGUGAUCCUUUAGGCUCAUGCGUCUGUGUUUCAUCAGGUAAUAAUAAUAAUAUUAACUAACAUUAACCAAUAUUAACUAAUUUGUGCAAAAUAUCUUAUUUCCAGUCUGCGUUAGCAUCAUUCUUCUUUAACAGAAACAUCGAGUACUUUCUCACCAUGAAGCUUUUACUUCAGUGUUGCUGAGCCUCCAUACUGUCUGCUAACAUGAGAAUAAAGUGUUGAGAACUGUCAAUGUCUCAAACGAUAUGCACACCAUUAUUAUCAAUCAUUGCGUGAGGAUGUCCAUCUUUAUAGUUAUUUUUCCUUUAAUAUUGGACUGUCAUCCUUUUCUUUCAUCUAACGUUCUUCUGAGUGGUCAGUGACAGUACUGUGUUUAUGUCGUAUAUAUAAUAUAAUUAUAUGAUUAAAAGAAAGUU